Molecule: messenger RNA, 378 nt
Organism: Lathyrus sativus (Indian pea)
Lineage: Eukaryota; Viridiplantae; Streptophyta; Magnoliopsida; Fabales; Fabaceae
Source: the annotation of a GenBank genome assembly
AUGGCACCACUUUGUACAAGAAGUAGAAUGAAGCUGCAAAAAGCAAUGGUUGAAGAUAGAAAGCAGAAAAGGACUUAUUGUGAGUUUGCUACAGAAGUUAUUAGUACUUCUUCUGCUUCUUCGGUUGAAAGCACAGAACUUGUUGUGAGUGAUCUUAAGAAGGAUGAAGAUACUGAGAAAAAUGUAAUAUGUUGUACACCGAAAGCUAAAAGGUUCAGAAUACCUCAAGUGUUGACAUGCCCACCGGCACCUAAGAAGAGAAGAGUUACUACUUCAACCGGAGUAUGUUUAUCCAUUAAUAGAUCACCAAUAACUUUAUUUUCUUCACCUGAUAUAGACCAUUUCUUCUUUUCUGCACUUAAAAAUGUAUCAGUAUAA